AUGACGAGACGAGUAGAAAGCUGUGAUAAGAUUGAGUGUGAGGUGCAUUCAUUGAAGAAUGAUCUUCGCCAUGAGCCAACCUCAGAUAUCACCAAUGAUAAAGAAGGCGGUCAGAGGACUACCUGGAUGUCUAUCUCGCGCCAGGACAGGAACAAUAAAGAAUUCAAGAAAUGGGAAUGCGCAUUACCUGGUCUUUGCAACUACUCAGCAAGAUCGAAACCAGCAGACAAGCACCAAAUUCGAAUAAUUAUCAUCAAGAUGCACUUGGGAUUGGCCCCAUCAUUCGAGCUCCGAGAGCAAGCUUACGUUAGUAACUUGCCUCAAAGACUUGUUGAUUUUACCUUCGCGCAAUGCCAGUUUGUUGCGCCCUAUGACCCAGAUCCCUUGGCCAUGGUGGAUCAUCUUGAUAGUUGCGUCUGGACAAUUCUAUUCCCUAGCGUUCCAGGCCUCGAUGAUCUCCGUUAUCCAUGUCGAAAAAACCCAAGUGUACAAAAGACUCUCCAUCAGCUUUCACAGAACCUCAGAACAAAUGUCCACAGUCCUACAGGCACAUUCCUCCUUGAAAAAAUCGAAUUUGAAGACGAACUUCGGGCUGUAUCUAUUGCGUAUAUAUUGACUCGAGGAGAACGCCAAGCGCAAGCCGAAGAUCUAGAACGACCCAAGGGUCAACAAAAAGUUCCAGAAGAAGGAAGAGUUGGGGCGCUGUGGGCUGGAGAUUCGAGGGAUAAUGAGUGUUUGUUGAUGGAGAGCAGUGAGAUCAGAGCUCCAAUUCCUGGUCUUGCGCCCACCAAUCUCGCUCAGAAGCCGCUUCUUACAACCCCAGACUCUUCCCAACAUCUAUCGAAUGAAAGUUCUCAAGGCUUAGAUAAACAUUGA
Mollisia scopiformis is the source of this 876-nucleotide messenger RNA. RefSeq lists its product as uncharacterized. The coding region runs from base 1 to 876 and encodes 291 amino acids. The transcript is spliced from 3 exons. Lineage: Eukaryota; Fungi; Ascomycota; Leotiomycetes; Helotiales; Mollisiaceae. The record is from RefSeq and is a predicted model, not a curated record.